This is a messenger RNA of Coffea eugenioides, 964 nucleotides long. Its product is annotated as bidirectional sugar transporter SWEET17-like. The record is from RefSeq and is a predicted model, not a curated record. Gene Ontology annotation, biological process: carbohydrate transport. Gene Ontology annotation, molecular function: sugar transmembrane transporter activity. NCBI's taxonomy places the organism in Eukaryota, Viridiplantae, Streptophyta, Magnoliopsida, Gentianales, Rubiaceae. Gene Ontology annotation, cellular component: membrane. The transcript is spliced from 6 exons. The coding region runs from base 136 to 864 and encodes 242 amino acids.
ACUGUUGAAUAGGACAUACAUGAAAUCCGUUCUCUAGUUUGUUUAAGUUGAAAACUUACCAAACUUACUCCCUAAACAUAUUUCUUCCCUUAAAGGGCCACAACAGCAUUUUUGCAGGCCAGAGUUUUGCUCAACAUGGAGACACUAAUUUUAUUCGUUGGCAUAAUAGGAAACAUCAUCUCAGUGCUCAUGUUUCUUUCUCCGGUGAAGACGUUUUGGAGGAUUGUGAAGCGUAAAUCGACUGAGGAUUUUGAGAGUCUUCCUUACAUUUGUACACUGCUGAAUUCAUCAUUAUGGACAUACUAUGGAAUUACAAGGCCAGGAAGUUAUCUCGUGGCAACAGUCAAUGGUUUUGGUGUGGUCGUUGAAAUAAUUUAUGUAUCUUUGUUCCUCAUUUUUGCUCCUCCAAAAAUGAAGGGCAAGACUGCCGUACUUGCCGGUGCUUUGGACGUCGGAUUUUUGGCGGCGGCCAUUUUAGCCACUCAAUUCUUGACGACCGGAGAUACGAGGAUCGAUGUAAUAGGCUACAUGUCUUCAGGCCUAAACAUCAUCAUGUAUGGCUCCCCUCUUGCAGCCAUGAAAACUGUGGUGACAACAAAAAGUGUGGAGUAUAUGCCUUUCCUGCUCUCAUUUUUCCUGUUCUUGAAUGGAGGGAUUUGGACUUUCUAUGCCGUGCUUGUGCAAGACUGGUUUCUGGGAGUUCCAAAUGGCAUUGGCUUCAUCCUCGGCACAGUUCAGCUGGUACUCUAUGCAAUUUAUAGGAACGCAAAAUCUAGUUAUUCUGCAUCAGCCGAUUUAGAGGAAGCAUCGGAGAGACAGUCCCUUCUUCCACCUUCGGCCUCGGGGCACACAAGCCACGGAUAGAGAGAGUAAUUGCCAUGCAUCCAACAUACAUAUAAAUCAUGACACAACUCCUAUUUACAUCUUUUUAUUUUUUUUAUUUUUUUCCCUUUCUCUUUUUAUU